CCCGCCCCCAGCCCCGCCACGUCUCUCUCGGGCGCCGCUCCCGCUCCCGCUGCCGGUGCUGCUCCCGGGGCCGCCCCCCCUCCGCCCCGCCGGGCCAUGGCGUUCACGCUCUACUCGCUGCUGCAGGCCUCGCUCCUCAUCGUCAAUGCCGUGGCCGUGCUGCACGAGGAGCGCUUCCUCCGCCACGUUGGCUGGGGAAGCGAUCAAGGGAUUGGAGGAUUUGGAGAGGAACCAGGAAUUAAAGCACAGCUGACAAACCUCAUUCGAUCGAUACGAACAGUUAUGAGAGUGCCAUUAAUAGCCCUGAACUCCAUCACAAUUGUUCUCCUCCUGCUGUUUGGCUGAAGACACCCCGUGGAAACCCUUUGGACAUCCAAAGAAGCCAGUUGCUGACCACCACUGCUCUGAGUUCCCUGGGAUCCAGCACGGUUUAGCUGUCAAUCUGACAUUCAACUUAAAAUAAUAAAAGACACUGUUUCUAUUUAUCCCAUUUCCUAAUGUUCCCUUGCAGUUUCAUUAAGCAGGAUCAUGGGAUCAAUGCAACAAUGCUGCAAACACAUUGGACUGUGACCAGUUCUGUUGCUGCCUGUUCAUAGUGUUGAUUAAUUAUUAGAGUAAAUGUCAUAGGAUGUUGCAGUGACUGGCAAUGGGAUGCAGCUUUUAAAUGCUUUGUUACUCAGGGAUGAAUUUCCUUCAGUACGCUCUCCAAUUUGUUUUUAAAUUGAGGAAAACAACAAUGUGUUUGUUUCCAUUUCAAUUACUACCACGGAACUGUUUAAGAGAAUGUGAAUUAGGCUCUGAAAGCAUGUCAUAAAGAAUACUUGUUAUAAAGGUUUGAAGUCCAGCUGUGAUAUGGAGGGAGAUAAAAUCAGCUGGGUAAAGUCCUGAUUCAGGUUAACAUUGGAAGCUGGAUUUUUCUGCUUUGAUUGGGGAUUUUUGUCUUCAAAUCAGUAUUUCAUACUGAUGGUAAAGUCAGUAGAAAAUGGGUGCAAUUGCAGUGCAUAAUUAAAAGAAAAAAAAAAAUUAAAAAUUAAGAAAAAAAAGCUGUACUUAAAGCUGAGUAACUCUGUGUUAACUUUGGGGAUAUUAGUGAUUAGUAUUUGUUACUUUUCUGUCAAGAAUUGUUAUACUUUUUAAAAUAUGUAUUAAACUCUGCGUGGUGAUCACUGUGGUCAAAGUGGGGACCUGUUUGUAUUCUGAGCUUCCUGGGAAACAUGGGAGGGGAAUACCAUGGGAGGUGAAUACCCUGCACUUUGCAAUUGCAUUUCUUUGGGAAAACCCCGAAUUUGCAGCCUCUUCUGUUAGUGCUCCUUCUCCUGCCCUCCGUCAUCAUCAUCAUCAUCAUUUGUUAAAUUAACAGCUUUGAAAGUGCAACUGUGUGUGUGACUUUGCAGUUCUGUGGGAGAGGAUGCUCCUAAUUGCUUUCCUACCAGUCUUGUCUCAAUUAAGACUGCUGAGUUAGGUCUGAAAAGGUGAUUCUCAUGUAUCUGUACAGAGAAGUUAGAAUUCUUUGUCUGUUCUUCUGCUAAAGUGUUUGACUUUAAUUUUAAAGAGGGAAGGCCAAGGGAAACCUGGCAGUUUCAUUAUUUUAAAGCAGCUUAGCCAAUCAUCUUUUCUCCCAAUGUCUUGAUGACUAAAGCAUAUGCUCUUGUAUAUGAAGAAGAAUAUGUAAAACAUGUAAAUGCAUUUAAAUGUGAUCUUCAAUCACAGGUUUUUGCAGAGUAAAGUACAUCCAGGAGGAGAGGUUCAUGUUGUUUCCUUUUCUCUUGUGAUUUUUGUAAAUAAAUCCUGAAUUUCCAAGUUAA
Molecule: messenger RNA, 1805 nt
Organism: Agelaius phoeniceus (red-winged blackbird)
Lineage: Eukaryota; Metazoa; Chordata; Aves; Passeriformes; Icteridae
Gene: IER3IP1
Product: immediate early response 3 interacting protein 1
Biological process (GO): endoplasmic reticulum to Golgi vesicle-mediated transport
Cellular component (GO): Golgi membrane; COPII-coated ER to Golgi transport vesicle; endoplasmic reticulum membrane
Source: RefSeq, a predicted model, not a curated record